CAACCAUCUCAAACAAACUAACAGUUUUCAAAAAAAUGCCAUCUACCUACCUCCAGUCCCUCCAAAAAGACGGCUUUGUCGUUAUUCCCUCGCUCCUCCCGCCGUCCUCUAAGGAAUUUGCAAACCUUAAACAAGCCGCCAUAACUGCAACAACUAUUACCCGAACUGGUGCCUGGCCUUACUUCCGCACCGUUCCCAAGCAGUUUCCACCGUGGCCAACAAACGUGCCACCUCCUGCCUCCGAGGGCGGAAUAUGGGGGGUGCAGCACCUCCUGCACCCCGAUAUGCCGGGAAGAGAGGACUUUGCGAGGUUCUAUUUCGACGACAGAAUCUUAGGAGUUGUUGAGGAAUUGCUUGGCUUGGAUUCUGCUGGCGAAGAAGCAAAGAAGGAUGAUAACGAGAUGCUAGUAAUGGAGCUCUUUAACCUUCUCGUCGCACCGGAGACGCAUGACUUCGCGCUCCGUUGGCACCGUGACGAUAUACCUGAGACCGUAUCGCCAGCUGAGGAGGAGAAGCUCCUCGCGUCUAAGAGCCCUGGUGGUAGACAGUCACAUGCGCAAUACAAUCUUGCCCUCUGCGAUGACUCGUCGCUAAUCGUGAUUCCGGGCUCGCACCGCCGCGUGCGUACCGAGACAGAGCGCGCAGCAGAUCCGUACGAGAAUGACCUUCCUGGGCAAUUGGUCGUAGAGUUGAAGGCAGGGGAUGCGGUCUUUUACGAUAGCAAUAUCUUGCACCGCGGAGUGUAUAAGGCGAAGGAAGAAGGCGGCGAGGAGUCGCGGUUGACGUUGCAUGGAAGUGUGGGGAUCAAGGAGACUGAGGACGGGGGAGGUGAUGGCAGUAAGAAGGUGAGGGCGACCGCGGUGUUGCAGCAUGGCGUUGGAGCCUGGGUGCAGAGGGAGGAUGCGGUGUUCGGCAUCGGGGAAAGGGCAGAGAAGAUGAGAGCGAAUUUAGUGGCCAUGGGAACCGGGGAGGGCGUUGGGUAUUCUUUGCAGGGAUGAGUGUGCUUUUUAUUGCAUGCAUAGCGGUUCAAUAUUGUAUGUAUGUACAUCUUAAGCAAGCCUCGAUGUAUAUACUCGAAAUGCAAUGGGAAUGUAAUAUUCGCCCGA
Aspergillus nidulans FGSC A4 is the source of this 1106-nucleotide messenger RNA. RefSeq names its product phytanoyl-CoA dioxygenase family protein. Bases 36 to 998 code for a protein of 320 amino acids. NCBI's taxonomy places the organism in Eukaryota, Fungi, Ascomycota, Eurotiomycetes, Eurotiales, Aspergillaceae. The record is from RefSeq and is a predicted model, not a curated record. The transcript has a single exon.